AAGAUGGAGUCUGCGUCAGUCGACGGAUGACAUCGUAGGUUGGUGGCGUAGUGGAAGAUCUGUCUGUGACGGUAAACUUUAUUACCCUCCAUCUGUUGAUGUUAAUUGUUGAGGGAUGUCUAGCAUUAUACGUCAGAACUUCCAUGAGGAUUGUGAAGCAGCACUGAACAACCACAUCAAUCUACAGCUUCAUAUAAGCUAUGUAUUUACGAACUUGAAUCACCAUUUUGCCCGUGAUGAUGUUGCGCUUCCAGGUUUUUCAAAAUACUUUGAGAAGGCCAGCACGGUAGCAAACGAUCAUGCCGAAACUCUUAUGAAGUAUCAAAACAAAAGAGGGGGCCGUCUUGAGCUGCAGAAUAUAUCUGCCCAGAUUUUCAAGGUACAGAAUGAUGCUCUUCCCAAUGUAGUUAAUGCACUGGAUAUGCAAAAGAAAGUUAAUAAGCAUUUACUGGAAGUUCGUCAGAAGGCUUCAGACAAAGGGGACUCUCAUAUGUGUCACAUCAUUGAUGACCAUAUCCUGGUGAAACAUGUGGAUACAAUUAAAGAACUCGGACACAUGAUAACAAAGCUGAAACGUGUUGGGUCUGGCUUUGGUCUGUAUAUUUUUGAUAAGGAAUUGAAUUGAGCAGUAGGACUUUAUGUAAAAUUUUGUGACGUUGCCCCCCAUUUAUUUUAUUCGGUAUUUAAAAAUCUUAUUUUGAAUUAUAUAUUGCAAAAUAUGAAAUUUUAACUACUGUAAAUUCUGAAUUGGUGUAACAUUGAUGAUUGCCUAAUCAAUUUUUAGAAUGUAAAAAUUACAUGUACAAUAUUAAUUUUGCUUGUAAUAAGUAACUUGUGCCUAGAAGCACCAUUACUUGUCAUACAGAGAGUAAAUUUAGUAUGUUGGUUGUGAAGCACAUGGCAACUAGAAUGAAUAGUAAUGCUGAUCAGUGUGAUGGUAACUGUAACAGAGCUGAGCUUGUCUUGGUAUUUUGCAGUGCAGUAUAGAGUACAAUGAGUUAAACAUUUUGCAGUGCAGUAUAGAGUACAAUGAGUUAAAGUUUUUAUAAUCUUGAAAUGUUUGUUCUUUUGAAGUUUCUGUAAGCUGCCCUAAUAGACUUCAAAAUGGGCAAAACAGUAGUGUGGGGUCAAAUAAUUUUCACUGGCACUGCACCCAACAGAAAGUUAUACAUAAAACUAUUUGCUAUGCCACAUAAUGUCUUAAAACUUACCCACUUUGCUUCACAUUAGUAUUAAGUUUGACUAUUUGAAGUAAUGAUUAAAUUAAGAUAUGUGAACAUUCCAUUCAUACUGAUCUUGUCUUAAAAUAAAGGUUUAGUGUAAA
Molecule: messenger RNA, 1324 nt
Organism: Macrobrachium nipponense
Lineage: Eukaryota; Metazoa; Arthropoda; Malacostraca; Decapoda; Palaemonidae
Product: ferritin, heavy subunit-like
Exons: 4
Coding region: 116-625 (169 amino acids)
Biological process (GO): intracellular iron ion homeostasis; iron ion transport
Cellular component (GO): cytoplasm
Molecular function (GO): ferrous iron binding; ferric iron binding
Source: RefSeq, a predicted model, not a curated record